Messenger RNA from Daucus carota subsp. sativus, 1395 nucleotides. Its product is annotated as protein FAR1-RELATED SEQUENCE 5-like. The record is from RefSeq and is a predicted model, not a curated record. Gene Ontology annotation, biological process: regulation of DNA-templated transcription. The transcript has 3 exons. Lineage: Eukaryota; Viridiplantae; Streptophyta; Magnoliopsida; Apiales; Apiaceae. The coding region runs from base 1 to 1395 and encodes 464 amino acids.
AUGGAGAACACUAGCAGGAACACUGAAGUGCAUUCGAAUUCUGAUGCUUGUAGCAAUACUGUGUUUGAUCACCAUAGGAUUGAUGAAAAUUUUGAUGUUGAUUUGCGAGAGCUUGGUAAAGAUUGGAUCCCUGAAUGUGCCGAGGGAUUGAAACCAUACAUUGAUCAGCGUUUUAGUGAUCUUGAUCAAGCUUUUAUUUUCUACAAGGAAUACGGUAGAUCAUCUGGAUUUGAUGUACGUCGUUCCACUGAAAGGAGUGACAAGGAUGGUAAUACUAUAGAGAAGUAUUUUGUUUGCUCAAGAUCCGGACGUCCUGACGACAAAAAUGUUGAUGGAAAACUCCAAAAGAGGAGGAGAACAGUUUCAACAAAGUGUGAAUGCCAUGCAGACCUUGUGCUUGCUUCACAUCAACUAGGUGGUUUUUAUGUGAAAAAGUUCACAGAAUCGCACAAUCACCCUUUUGCAGGAAAGGGAGGAAUGCAAUUCCUAAGGUGUAGUAGGUCUCUAACCGAGUUCCACAGAACAUUUAUCUUUGAUGCGUCCAAAUCAAACAUUGGUGCUUCACGAGCGUAUACAAUUUUUAAAUCAAUGAUCGGUUCAUAUGAAGAUGUAGGAGCUACUGUUGUUGAUUUUAAGAACUUUGCCAGGGAUAUUAAACAACACAUUGGGAAGCACGACGCUGAUAUGAUUGUCCAGAAAUUUAGGGAUAUACAAGAAUCUUCAGACUCGAGUUUUAGAUUUGAAUAUAGAACCGACUCGGGAAAUCAUCUCACUCAAUUAUUCUGGGCAGAUGGUGAAGGCAGGAAAAACUAUGAAGUAUUUGGUGAUGCUGUUUCUUUUGAUGCAACGUAUAGGACAAACAAGUAUGGCAUGGUUUUCAUUCCUCUUGUAGGAAUUGACAAUCACUGGAAGAGUGUGACUUUUGGGGCGAUUUUGCUUGAACGGGAAGACAACGAAAACUAUAUAUGGGCAUGCGAAUCUUUUAAGAAGGUGUUUGGUAAGGAUCCUAAAUGUAUUAUUACAGACCAAGAUUUAGCAAUGAAAGCUGCUCUUCAGAUUUCCUUCCCACUUGUUAAGCAUCGGCUUUGUAUGUGGCAUAUAAUGAAAAAAUUUCCUUCUAAGCUAGGAACUGUUUUCUGUGCUGAAUCAGGAUUCAUGGACAAACUUGGACGAGUAAUCUGGGCAGAUCACAUAACGCCAGAUGAAUUUGAACAAGGAUGGAUAGAUGCUGUUGAUGAAUUUGACUUGAACGAGAAUGUUUGGCUAAAAGAAAUGUUUGACAUGAGAUCUUUGUGGAUUCCAGCAUACUUUAAUGAUGAACCAAUGGUAGGACUUAUGCGUACAACAUCGAGGUUGUUCGCACAAUAUCACGCAAGCGUACGUGGUCACAAGUAA